Molecule: messenger RNA, 1393 nt
Organism: Oncorhynchus masou masou (cherry salmon)
Lineage: Eukaryota; Metazoa; Chordata; Actinopteri; Salmoniformes; Salmonidae
Product: chloride intracellular channel protein 4-like
Exons: 3
Coding region: 54-668 (204 amino acids)
Source: RefSeq, a predicted model, not a curated record
AUCACCAAUCGCCUCUGUCUCUACUGCGGCUCCGCUGGUCAUUUUGUCACCUCAUGUCCAGUAAAAGCCAGAGCUCAUCAGUAAGAGGAGGGCUACUGGUGAGCGCAACUACUCAGGCCUCUCCUUCUGGAUCACGCACUACCUUUCCGGUCCAUCUCCGCUGGCCCGGUUCAUCUGCUUCCUGCAGUGCCUUGAUAGACUCUGGGGCGGAGGGCUGUUUUAUGGACGAGACCUGGGCUCGGGAACAUGACAUUCCUCUCAGUCCAACGGUGCUGGAGAUGACAUCUUCCACGUUCUCUGCAUACAUCAAGAACCCUAACCCUGGACUCAACGAUAUGCUUGAGAAGAAACUCCUGAAGAGCCUGAUGAAGUUUGAUCAGUACCUGCUGACGCCACACCUACACGAGCUGGACCAAAACCCAGACGUCCCCCAGUCAUCACGGCACUAUCUGGACGGGAACUCCCUCAGUCUGGCUGACUGCAACCUGCUGCCCAAGCUCAAUAUAGUCAAGGUGGUGUGUAGUGACUUUGAGAUCCCUGUGGCUCUGACCGGUCUGACCCGCUACCUGACCAAGGCCUACCAGCAGGACGAGUUCCGCUAUACCUGCCCCAAGGAUUCCAAGAUCCUGCUGGCCUACCACUCGGUACCCAAAUACCUCAACAAGUAGAUCAGGAGAGAAGGAGGGGGAGAGAGGAGGGCAAUGAGAGAUAGAGAGGGGGGGGCAGACAGGGUAAAAAAGGAGUUGAAGAAGGUAUGUUUAGACAAGAGAAAAAAUGUAAAAGGGGAAAGAGGGCCAUGAUUUAUGAUUCAUGUGUCGAGGAGCAGAAAAAUAAGCCUGCUGCCUGUGCCUCAGAAUGAGGCAUAUCUGUCUUCUGUCAGCAACAUAUUUGUGUAUAACACUGUGUGUACAGAGUGAAGGUCUGCUCGUAUAUGUACGAUUACAAUGUGUGUGCAACACAAUUAUGUGCUGCCUGUUUAGUUUCUGUAGAUAUUUGCUUUCCUUGAAUUAUACUCAACUGUUAAAACAUUAAUUUUAAUAAUCUUUCAAUGUAUUUUAUGCUCACUUUAAAAAACCUAGCAAUGUGCACACUUUGUCUGGCAAUUGUAAGGAUCUGGAUGUUCUAUCCCUGAGAGACAAAGAGAAAGCAUGAUGUCAAAUGCCAAGUAAACAAAGAUAAUUGUGGUACUAUUGUAUGUGGAUUGAUAGGUUUUUCAUUUAUGAAAUGUGCCAUAUUGAAAUGGCUAUCAUAGCUAGUAGGCCUAAACCUCAUUUGAAUUGGUUUAUCUAAAAGUGUUUUCCUUGCAACCUGUUUUCAUUGCUGUGGGUGGAAUCAUAAAAUGAGAAUGAUCAAUUCUAUGGGUGGAAUAAUCACAAGUCAGAGACCACUAUGA